CUGCCUCCCCAGAUAUCCGCCCUGCAGAAGGGAGGAGACAGCUUCCCGCUCAGGACUGCGUCGGGACGAGUUCUCGGAAAGGCUUUGCGCAGCUCCGACCGUAGCUCUAAGCCCGUGUACGUUUCCGUGGGCCACGGCAUCAGCCUCGACGCCGCCGUGCGGCUCACGCACUCCUGCUGCCGCCACCGCGUCCCCGAGCCCAUCAGACAGGGGGGCGCUGCAGGCCUGUGGGGCCUCCUGCCCUCAGGGGGGCGCUAUGAGGCCUCCUGCCCUCAGGGGGGCGCUAUGAGGCCUCCUGCCCUCAGGGGGGCGCUGCAGGCUUUAGAGAUAUAUUAUCUAAAAUGA
Menidia menidia (Atlantic silverside) is the source of this 345-nucleotide messenger RNA. Lineage: Eukaryota; Metazoa; Chordata; Actinopteri; Atheriniformes; Atherinopsidae. The record is from the annotation of a GenBank genome assembly.